UGCCUCGGCGGGCGGAGGUCGAGGAGGAGGAAGACGCUUCAGCUGAAGGAACUCAAACCACCAAAAAGAACCCAGUGUGCGUCACUCAGCUCCCGACAGUAAUGGCGACCACCGUGAUGGAUAGAAUCGGGCGAGUGUUCAUCAGCCUGCAGCAGAUCAGGGAGGUUCCCCAGAUGCUGAACGAGGCCGCCCCCUCCAUGCCCGGCACCCUAAAAGACUCCGAGGUUCCCACUUACUUCAGAGAGCGCUUCGUCAGCACCGGCUACCGACCGCUCAACCAAAACUGGCGCUACUACUUUCCUGUCUUUAUUCCAGCGCCACAACGAGGACAAUCAACGUCUGGGACUCACCUGCUGGCGUUUUUAGUUCUUCUGAUUAAAUUCAGGCAACUCGCUGAGACCGUGGACUUUAUUAGUGAUCCUCAUUCGUGGCCCCUGUUGAUCCUCAUGGUGUCUUCCUUGAUCUACACAGGUUUCAGGUACAGUAGCCCACCCUGCUGGGGGGCGAAGUCUGAGCUGUGUAAUUAUAGUUUCUUCUCUGAUUAUGUUGGGGUCGCACAGUAUCAGUACGGCAGUGCUGUGGUUCACUUUUACUACGCUGUGGAAGAGGCUUCCACAGACACCGUUCAUGGGAUUCUUUGGCCUGUCGCGACCUUCCUCAGCUGUCUGUCAUGUCUGGGAUGCACCUAUGGGAAGUACUGCAACCACAGACGUCCCAUGUGGGUGCGUAAGGUGUGCCAGGUGGUGCCCUCAGCACUUAGCUAUAUGUGGGACACUAGCCCUGUGGCAUAUAGAUUCAUGUCAUGGUAUAAGAACAGCGAUGAUCCAGCGGUUUUCUAUCAUUUUGGCCAGGUGGCUUUCUUUCUUAGCUGCAGCUUCUUCUUCACCUGUCCUGUUUUAGAGCGAUGCUUCCCUGGGCGGUGCGAUUUUGUGGGACAGAGCCAUCAGAUAUUCCAUGUCUUUCUGUCUUGCUGCACCCUGUGUCAGAUCCAUGCCUCCUACCUUGACUACGUGGGCCGCAGGGAGCUGUACUCGCGUCUGCAUGGGAGCGAUGAGGCGGGUCUCUUUGUGGGACUGUAUGUGUUAGUUUUAAUUGGUUGCUCACUUAUUGUUUUCUUAAUGCUAAGGAAAGUCAAAAAACUGCUUGGUUGCAAGUCCAAAUAAUAGAUAAGAGAUUGUAGGAAAGGCAUUCAUGUGCCUUUAUCGCCUCAGACUUACUGCCCAUUUUCCGAAACCCUAAUAGUCAGAGAAAUGUCAACAUUGCCUCAAUUGUUUUUUCCUAUAACGUUGAAGGCCUUUACUUGCCUACUCUGCCUCUGAUUGGAUAGUACUUGUUGCCUUUAUGUGUUGGGUUGUUUAGGUUUAGACAUUCGAUUAGCGUGGCCUUCACCAUAGGGAUAACGGGCAGUUGCACAAAUGGACAUUCAGAUAAAUGGAUUUUGGGUCUAUCGGGACAUAUUCAGACAAUUAGAGUUUCGGAAUUAUAGAAAUUAGGGCCCUAGAAAUGUUGGGUGUUUGUUCUUGGGAUAACAAUCUAUCAGACAAACUGGCUUUGGGUCCAAUGGGAAAUUGUUCUGACUAUUGGAAUAAUAGUCUAUCAUAGACUAUCUGAAUAAUGGGCCAUCAGAGCAAUGGCGUUACACAUUGAAAGAAAGGGAACUAACCAUACUGUAUACGCUUGUUUUAUGUAAAUACUUAUUUCAUUUUGCACAUUUCAUAACUGUAAGGGCCAGAUUACAAAAAGGGGUGGCGAGUAUUUUGGGACUGAAUUGUAUUUGUAUAGAGUUUGUGAAAAUAUCACAUUUUUAAAGCAUCAGCCAAGACUGGUUUCAUAUAACUUUUUACAGCUUAUAGACAUUCAAAAGAUCAAGAAUAUAAAAACGAAUGUGUGCUUGUUGCAAGUUCAGACAAUAUAAACUAGUACCAUCACCAGAAAUCUACCAUUCAUACCGUAAACUACAAUGUUUCUCCAUGCCGGGCCUUGUCAUUUGCACAUGUUAUGUAACAUUUGGCAUAAAGGUGGUGCUGGGUGAGUGUUAUUUUGUGAAUGAUGCUGUUCUCAACCGCCAAAUGCCAUCAGAUCAUUGUCCAGGCUCUUCUGAGAGGAAAGCCUUAGGAUUUAAGUUGCCAUUUUCAUGGUGUUGUACAUGUACAUGUAGUUUGGACAAAUUUGAGAACUUAUGAUGACAUUUAAUUGCUAGUGUAUUACUUACUAUGAUAGACAGACGUUGGCAUGCCCCCUGUCAAAUCAAUAUUCAGCCUUGGACGGGGGCAGCAGCAAAAAUGUUUAACACGUGAAUCAAUAUCAGUUUAGUGUAUGCCAGAUUUCAACAUUUUGUCAGUGCUUUACCUUUCUCUCUCCUGUGUUCUUGUAGUUAAUAUGACUGUUUAACAUGGAGUGUGGCGGCUUUGAAAUGAGCAUAGAUAACUUGUUUCAGUUCCCCGUCAUAAAGGGAUGUCUGACAGCAAGGUCAAGCAGUAAAAGUAUUACAAAAAAUAGUGUUAAGCUAAUUAUUCUCUCAUCCAACCCUAUUUCGAGAAAUCAAAACUGUCUAUUUAACAUGUUGUCCUUUUGCUAGCUCCUUUUUAGAUAUAGCAAUACACUGCCUUGAACUAUUUAAGAAAGAUAGAUAUUUUAUGAGGGAUUUAAUAUAUUAGAGUCUUAUAUAUUUGAUGAAUGUUUUGUAUGAUCACUGUAUUGUGUCUUAUGGGGAAUCUUGAAUGCUUCCCGUUUAUUCCAUAAGGGGAGAAGUGAAUGUUGGUUUUAAACCAGGGUACUUAUUACAGAUGAAGGUACCAUAUUAUUGUACAUCUAUGAGAGAUUACUUCGUAGUGACCAAGAUGUGAAGAAAGUUAAACAAUGAUCUUUUGGAGACAGAGUGUGAAGGCAGAUAUCAUCUUUAUAAAAGCACGUUUUCUUCUCAUAACCUCUUUGAGUUUCAUAAGUGCAAAAAGGGCGAGUUGACCUUUGCACACUAGUGUACACUUGUCAGUGACAAAACGGUCAUAAAUAAUGGUUAAAGCUCACGCAUACCGUACUAUCUGAUGUAACACUCUGGCUCUGAUUAUUUUUGGAUUAACUCUGAUUGGAAAUUGAGCUCUACUUUAUUGUGCCUUAAGUAUUUUGAUAUGAAACGGUUAUUUCUGUUAAUGCACUUUCAUUUUCUCAACAUUAUCUCAAACCUGUAUGAGUUGUGAUUUCCUUGCUUUAGCCAAGUGAAGUUAAUGUUGUUAAUACUGUUGUGUAGGUAUAGAUAUUUUAUGCUGGUAUUAUUACCAGCAAAGUAACAGCAGCUCCUGUAGAUCGGUGGACCCAGUGGCGGUCCUAGAGUCUGUGGGGGCCCUAGGCAAAGAUUCACUGGGGGCCCCUCGAACCAGCUUUCAUCACCAUCAGUGGCGCCCCAACACACUCUCCCCCUUACGGCGCGCUAUGCAUGGGGCCGCCUUGAGGGGGUUUCCCGACAUGUCGUUGCAGUAAAUUAAAGGGUGUUUCAUGUUGUCGUUGCUGUGGACCUUCUUAAUCUACCUUCUUUGGGGGCCCCCUUCUGGUCCGGGGCCCCAAGCAGUUGCCUGCCUUGCCUGUUCGCAAGGGGCGCCCCCUGGGUGGACCUACAUCUACAGAAUGACCUGCAGAAUGAGACGAAGUGAUAUUGCUUGUAGGGGUGAAUUAUGUCAUGUAUUUCAAGGUUCAAGGUUCUUUAUUGUCAAACUAACAUAGCUACAGAGUAAUUAUGUCGUUGAAAAUCUUAUGUCACAGGCUUCUCCAACAAUGCAACAUAAUAAUACAGAUAGUAAAAGUAAUACAAAAAGAAAAAUAGUUCUAAAAUAAAGUGAGUAUGUGGAAUAGUGCAGUACGAGUCUAUAUACAAGUUAUUGGAAUGAUAUAUAUUAGAUAGUAGAUAUAUCUAUAUUUCAUUCAAUAUUUAACAAAUACGUAAAUCAAUAUGCCUUUGAAAUUAAAAAAAUUAGGCGAUAUAUAUAUAUAUGAAUUCAUACAAAUAAAGACAUUUAAAUGAGUAUGCAUAGACUAAACCACAAACCAUGAAUUAGAAUUUAAAGAUUGGAAAAUAGAGAAAUGUGGUAUAGUGAAUCUAAAAAUGAAAUAAAAUCAUGCUUUGAAAUCUAUUUAUCUAUAAAACAAUAGUGACGCAUUUCUAUAUUUUUGUAUUUACAUUUGUAUGGCCUCGUGUGUAUUUAGGGAUAUAUUGGAUAUUGAACACAAUAUUGAAUCAAAGAUGGCAUUACAUAAUUCAUUGCAAAAAUAUGUGUGGUAAUAAUACAGCCCCUGUAAUUUCCCUGUUAAAAAGAGUUACUUUUUUGUGGGGAUAUAUGUGUUAAUGCAGGUGCUGUAUUAUUUCUUUAUGGAAGAAUUGUGGAGAAAUAUGAUUGUUAUUUGGUCUCCACAGCCAUUUGCAAACUACAGAUACACUUUGAUACCUAACAUGUGUGUUGAUACUCUGCAAAUCUUGUCUUGCCACUUUCACUGUGCCUUAUUGUUCUGAUUCAACAUGGAUUUGUAGUCCAAGAUACUAUGUUAGGAUUAUAUGCAAAGGAAGCAUUUCCUCAGUAAUGAAAUAAAACAUGUUUCAUAAAACUG
Trematomus bernacchii (emerald rockcod) is the source of this 4596-nucleotide messenger RNA. RefSeq names its product membrane progestin receptor alpha-like. Lineage: Eukaryota; Metazoa; Chordata; Actinopteri; Perciformes; Nototheniidae. Gene Ontology annotation, cellular component: plasma membrane. Gene Ontology annotation, biological process: response to steroid hormone. Gene Ontology annotation, molecular function: steroid binding; nuclear steroid receptor activity. The record is from RefSeq and is a predicted model, not a curated record.